Messenger RNA from Bipolaris victoriae FI3, 201 nucleotides. RefSeq lists its product as hypothetical. The annotation marks the transcript as partial. The transcript has a single exon. Lineage: Eukaryota; Fungi; Ascomycota; Dothideomycetes; Pleosporales; Pleosporaceae. The record is from RefSeq and is a predicted model, not a curated record.
CUCAUCACAAAAAAAGGUCGCUUAGGAAUCAGUGCCAUGACCGUUGAGGAGGGUGACAUUGUAGUAUUGGUCAGUGGAGUGCAGAUGCCCUUCAUUCUUAGGCCUACAGGUACAAGAUACCUGGUCGUUGGCGAGGCAUACAUUGACGGAAUCAUGGAUGGUGAGGCAGCAGAGGACGGUGAAUGGGUUCACAUGGAACUU